UUUCCUUACAUUUAUAAACUCUUAAUUCCCCUCUAUUGGAAAACUCACAAACACAUGGUAAAAUGACAUUUGGGGUUUUCGUUAAACCCUAAUUUUCAAAUAUUUAUUCGAUUCCAUAUUGUUUAGCCCAAAUUUUCACUUGGUUUUGCUACUCCUUCCCGUCCGUUGCAUCAAAUUGGCGAAGGGGCGGCGUAAUUAACCGAAAAGGGGAAGAUGUAGCAAAGGCUGCAGAGUGGCAAUUGGGGCCUGUGUUGGGAACCGAUCGGCCAUGGCUAUGCGUUCGUUCUUUCACAAUCUCAAUCGCAACGUGCGUCCAACUAUUGGCCGAAUCUGGUGGAGGUCCAUAUCGUCGUAUCGCCAAUCAUCGCCGCCUAACAAAAUCUCCCGCCGCCGAGGCCUCCAUCUUAAGGACCUAAUUUGUGGGCUUCCGUUUUCCCGAGGGAGCGCAACGACCGUGCUUCAGAACUGGGUCGACGAAGGCCGCAAAGUUUUGGUUUCUGAGCUUCGCCGUAUCUCCAGGCAACUCAUGAGCCGCCGCCACUAUAAACAUGCUUUCGAGAUAAUUACAUGGAUGGAAGUUCACAAUGGAUAUAGUAUUUCAGCUACUGAUCAUGGCAUGAAGCUGGAAUUGAUCAUUAAAAUGGGUAAUCUAAAGGAAGGUGAGGAGUAUUUUGCAAACAUGCCUUAUGUGUCCCAGAAAGCUGGCUAUCCGAUUCUUCUUCGCUCUUGUGUUAAAGAAAAGGACACUGAAAAAGCUGAGGCCCUCAUGGUAAGGAUGAGUGGCUUGGGUCUGACUGUGAAUCCUCAUCCGUUUAAUGAGAUGAUGAAGCUUUAUAUGGCUACAUCUCAGUUUGGGAAAGUGCCCUCUGUAAUCCUGGAAAUGAAGCAAAAGAAUAUACUGCGAAAUGUCCUCUCUUACAACCUUUGGAUGGGUGCUUGUUAUGCGGUGUCUGGGGUUGCGUCAGCUGAGAUGGUUUAUAAAGAAAUGAGGCGUGACAAGGAUGUUGAAGUUGGAUGGAGCACUCUGUCUACUUUGGCUGAUAUCUACCUAAAAUCAGGAUUUCUCGAGAAGGCUAAAUUGGCCCUUCAAAAUGCAGAAAGAAAGCUAUCUACCACUAAGCGCCUUGGUUAUUUCUUCCUCAUUACACUUUAUGCCUCUGCAGAAAAUAAAGAUGGGGUUCUUCGCCUUUGGGAAAGUUCCAAAGCCGUGGAAGGGAAAAUAACUUCUGCCAAUUACAUGUGCAUUUUGUUAUGUUUGGUAAAGCUUGGUGAUAUUGGAGAAGCUGAGAAGGUUCUCAUGCAAUAUGAAUCGGAGUGUAGGAAAUAUGAUAUUAGAGUUUCCAAUGUUCUUUUAGGUGCAUACAUGAGGAAUGGAUUAAUGGAGAAAGCCGAGUCAUUACAUAACCGCACAUUGGAGAAAGGUGGAUCUCCAAACUAUAAGACAUGGGAGAUACUCAUGGAAGGUUGGGUAAGAAGCCAGAAUAUGGAUAAAGCCAUAGAUGCUAUGAAAAAAGGCUUUGCUCUCUUGAAACGGUGUGACUGGAGGCCAUCGCCAACUAUUGUUGUAGCCAUUGCAGACUUCUUCCAAAAGAGUGGAAAUUUUGAAGAUGCCAAGCACUAUCUCAAGGUUACUAGGCGUUUUGGUCUUGCUAAUUUGCCGGUAUAUAAAUCAUUGCUUAGAAUGCAUGCCUCCACUCAACAGCCAGUUCAAGAAAUUUUUAGAAUGAUGGAGGAGGAUGGAAUAGAAAUAGAUGAUGAGACUUCUGCACUACUUCAGCCCUUCAAGGUGUAAAUAAGACUCUGCUUUAGAUUUAUUCUUGGCGGCUUCUAGAUGUUCUUCAAAUAAAAGAUUUCUGUUUAUAAACUUUCCAUGAAGUUGAUAGAAGAAAGGGAGGAGGAAGUCAACCAAGCAGCUGCGAAGGCAGACGUUUUCCUCAGGGCUCACAAGGAUACUCUAAUAAAUGGCUAGCCGAGAUCUCAUCACAGGAAAAA
This is a messenger RNA of Diospyros lotus (date-plum), 1992 nucleotides long. RefSeq names its product pentatricopeptide repeat-containing protein At5g27460. Gene Ontology annotation, molecular function: protein binding. Lineage: Eukaryota; Viridiplantae; Streptophyta; Magnoliopsida; Ericales; Ebenaceae. The record is from RefSeq and is a predicted model, not a curated record. The coding region runs from base 269 to 1792 and encodes 507 amino acids. The transcript has 4 exons. Gene Ontology annotation, cellular component: mitochondrion.